AAAAUCAAAUUUCCGGCAUGGAUAAUUCAAAGUUCAGCAUGAUGGAGGUGAGGGAAGAUUUCAUGGUUUCAGCAACUGGUGACAGUGAACCAACUUCGAGAAGUGCUUAUUUUCUGAAACCCCUUGCAAAUUCCCUUGAUGGACCAGUUUCUGAGGUAAUUUCAUCUUCUAUGGCUAUGCCACUGCCACCUGUGUUUGAUCCAAAGCAGUGGCCUAUGGUGGUUCGUUACAAUGGAUGGCACCACCCAAAACCGAAGUGGGUUGAAUGGGUGGAUACCCUUCAAGUUAGAUAUCAAUCACUGUGGAAGAAAGUUGGCAUCUUUGAUGCCAUUAUGAGCACCAAGUGCAGCAUAGCGAAAAACCAAAACUUGUGUGUUGGGAUUGCUGAGAGGUGGUGUCCUGACACAAACACCUUCUUGUUUCCAUGGGGUGAGGCAACAAUCACCUUGGAGGAUGUAAUGGUGUUGGGGGGUUUUCCUGUUGUUGGUGAUCCUGUCUUCACCACACUUCAAAGCCAGGAAAUGAGAAAGGUGGAGGAAAAAUUGAGUCUUGCAAGAAUGGAACCUUGGAGGGAGAAAAAACAUAAGGUUACUACAUCAGCAUGGAUGGAUGCUUUUGUCAACAGUGGGACGCGGAGCGAAAUAGAGCAUGAAGCAUUCCUUUCAACUUGGUUGACAAUGGUUGGCUUUUCUCACAAUGGCUUGGUGAAUGAGUGUGUUUUCCCUAUUGCCAUUCUUCUUGCUAGAGGGUAUCCCAUUGCUUUGGGACCAGCAGUGUUGGCUAGCAUAUACCAUGAUUUGACUUUGUUGAAGAAAACAAUAGUUCGUUUGGCGGAAAAAUCAGUACUUGAUGAUAAAUUGGAAUUGGUGACAACUCUUCAGUCUCCCUUUUACUUAAUUCAAAUUUGGGUGUGGGAAAGGUUCAAAAAUUUGCAGCCACAGCCCAAACUGAUCAACCAUGAGGACCCUGUGUUGUUUAGAUGGCACAAAGUUAAGGCCUUGGAAAUUGAUAAUGUAAGAUUGGCAGUGGAAUCGGCUAUGGAUCAUUUUCGAUGGCGCCCUUAUGUGCAAUAUGCUGGCACCGGCAAGUUCAAGGUGUAUUAUCCAGAAAAUGAAACUUUGGUAAUACUUGAUACAGAUUUGGAUAAAGAACCUACAGGAAUACUAGCCUCUUUUGUUGCAUGCUUGAAAGUUUCUCUGCUUGUUGGAAUUCAGUCUAAUAUAGAGCUGUAUCUGCCGCAUAGAGUUGCUAUGCAAUUUGGAAUGGAUCAAGAUGUUCCAAGUUGCGUGCCUAUAUUCCGCGGGACUAAAGAAAAUGCUUGGAAAAAUUACUGUCGGCCAAUAUCUGAUACACAUUUGUAUUUUCCUGCUAGGCUUUUUGAAGGAGACGUAACAACACGCUAUGCAACGUGGUGGAAGCAGUUAGUACCGAGUUGUCAUCGUGAUUUUGUGAAGAAUAUUGUGAGGCGAAAGAGAAGUCUGAUGUCUCAUGUAUCAAAAGCAAACAAAAAUUCUGGUAAUGAUGCUGAUGUUCCACCUGGUUUUUCUCCUUCCAAAACUCUUCCUUCUGGAAAUUCUGGUCAAGAUGAUUUGCAAGCUAAUGAAAAUAUUGAUGCUGACAUUCCAACAAGGUUUAAGAGUUUGUCGAACCCAAUUUCUUCAGCUUCUACUGCAGAUUAUGAAAAGGCUAAGAGGAUAUCAUCACUGACAAAACCAGCUGCAGAAGAUACCCCUGAACCAUUGAUGAGUGGUUUGGAUGAGCAGUUUGAAGAUGCAAAUGGAAGAAAAGAAUCAAGGCCUAGUGAAAGCUGUAGUUGUGCAUCUAGAGUAAAUUUAAUGGAUCUAGAAGAGAGAAUUAACAGGCUGGAGGAAGUGACUAAAAAAUUAAAGAUGAAAACUUUUGGUCAUUGUUGAAUAAUUAUUAGUGUAUCAAACGAAAUGCUUAGCACUUGUUAAUACUACAGUGUUUACAACUACUACAUGAUCUUGUAGGAUUUUAGUGCUGGUAUUUUUUUGUCUAGGUUUCACAGUAUUACCCACCAACAUGUUUAUAACUUAGUAGCUAAUUUGUAGAAUGCAGCUUAGCUAUUUGGAUCUUUGCUUAUGGAGGUUCAAGGAAUGCUAGCAAAACUUACUUCAAUAAGAUAUUAUCAGAGUGUAAUUCAUAUGAGACCUUCUAUGUGCGUGAUUGAG
Glycine soja is the source of this 2192-nucleotide messenger RNA. RefSeq lists its product as uncharacterized. The transcript has a single exon. Bases 18 to 1913 code for a protein of 631 amino acids. Gene Ontology annotation, biological process: meristem maintenance; meristem development. Lineage: Eukaryota; Viridiplantae; Streptophyta; Magnoliopsida; Fabales; Fabaceae. The record is from RefSeq and is a predicted model, not a curated record.